AUGCCGUCUGCGACAAUAGUCUAUACCAAAGCCCCACGUCCCACCACAGAGAAGCUGUACCGGCCCGCGUUUGCGUACUACGACUUGCAGUCGGAGGGGCCGGCCACGAACAGCUCAGGGAGCACGACGCCUAGUUCCACUCGUCGUAGCAGAGCAAGCUUAGAAGCCGAUGACGACUUCACCAUCGCGGGCACUGCCCUGACUCACGGCGUAGCGUUUGAGGUGGCAGCUGCGCCGUCGCGCUUCGGGUUCGAAUACGGACAGUACGCUCUACCACCCACGGACAAGCGCUACGGCCAGCAUGCGGGCAAGGUGGCAGUGAAUCACAUACUCAACAUGACUGGCCUCGAGACCCGCAGAACCUGCAGAACGCUUCGCAAGUCCAUCAAGGCUUCCAUUGACGCGGGCCUCUUCAUCAAGCCCUCGCCGAUACACUACGCCAAGAACGGGGACAUCGUCCACCGCAUUCUCGACUUCGCUGGGCACGAGACGCGCAUCACGUGCCGCCGCCUUUGUCGGCACAUCAAGCAGCGGCUGGACCCCGAGAUGGCGGCGUCGGUUGUUCUCACGAGCCUAGCCGUUGACGAGGAGCUCGGCCUCCAUAUCGCGGCGGUAGGGAAGCUACGCAUUCCAGGUCUCCCGCCGCAAAGCUACGACGCGUGGAACGCGUGGAGGCCUCGACGGGCGUACACGAACCCCGCGAUUCUGCGACACACGCGCACGCUCACGUUUGCAAGCAACCUUAGCGACAUCGUCAUAGGCAGCAAACCAGCCAGCAGCAUCAACAUCGGCCUCUUAGUCCCAUAUCUGAACGUGCACACUGUGCGCGACGCACACCCGGGCAGCAACUGGAACAAUCCCGUCCCAUGUACCAAGUACGUUACGCUCACGCUUCUCAACGGGCGUCACUACGUGGGUGUGCCUCACAUCCCGGACGGCGUGAUCGAGCGCGUGAUUAACAUUUCGUGUCCGCGCGACACGCAUCCUCGUUACCGCAGCGUACUAUACUCGCUCUGCCUCCCGUUCUCGAACAGUGUACGUCGCGUCGUCAUCAUCCUCCGCUUCCCGCCCAUCCUGACCGCCACCCAUUUCUACGACCUGGCGCUCGGCCCACCUCUUGGCGUCUUGAGCCGUAUCGCCGAGGAGAUCUUCCGGUCGCGCAACGUGCACUUCACCAUCGUGGGUGCUGAGGCCGCACCGCCCACCGUCCUCGGCAUUGAGGCGCGUGACCCCAUCCCGGCCAUCCAGCUGUAUUACGAGCUGUACCAGCGCAUGCUGCCGUUUAAUCACUCGUUCUUGCAGUACAUACACCUCAAGGAACGGGUCAAGUUCAUGUCGCUGGACAAUUACCGUGCGCAGGUCGGUGAGAAGUGCUUCGAGGAGGACUUUAUCCCCGGCCCUUAG
This is a messenger RNA of Cutaneotrichosporon cavernicola, 1404 nucleotides long. RefSeq lists its product as uncharacterized. The transcript has a single exon. The record is from RefSeq and is a predicted model, not a curated record. Bases 1 to 1404 code for a protein of 467 amino acids. Lineage: Eukaryota; Fungi; Basidiomycota; Tremellomycetes; Trichosporonales; Trichosporonaceae.